Messenger RNA from Ceratotherium simum simum (southern white rhinoceros), 3644 nucleotides. It is a transcript of the gene PABIR1, whose product is annotated as PP2A Aalpha (PPP2R1A) and B55A (PPP2R2A) interacting phosphatase regulator 1. Lineage: Eukaryota; Metazoa; Chordata; Mammalia; Perissodactyla; Rhinocerotidae. Gene Ontology annotation, molecular function: protein serine/threonine phosphatase inhibitor activity. The record is from RefSeq and is a predicted model, not a curated record.
GCGCAGAGGGCCGAGUCCUCUGACAGAUUCUCGGUGGCGGCGGCAGCGGCGGCGGCCCUGGACUGCGGGGAAUGGGACUGCUAGGUUUCUGACUGAGCACCGCCCCCGCCUCCCUGCCCCCGACAUGGCUCAGGAGAAGAUGGAGCUAGACCUGGAGCUGCCUCCGGGUACGGGCGGGAGCCCGGCGGAGGGCGGCGGCAGUGGCGGCGGCGGGGGCCUCAGGAGGUCUAACAGCGCCCCCCUGAUCCACGGCCUCAGUGACACUUCGCCGGUGUUCCAGGCCGAGGCGCCGAGCGCCAGGCGGAACAGCACGACGUUCCCGAACCGCCACGGCCUGCUGCUGCCGGCCUCCCCCGUCCGCAUGCACAGCAGCCGCUUGCACCAGAUCAAACAGGAGGAGGGCAUGGACUUGAUCAACCGAGAGACGGUCCACGAGCGCGAGGUGCAGAACGCAAUGCAGAUAAGCCACUCCUGGGAGGAAAGUUUCAGCCUGAGUGACAACGAUGUGGAGAAAUCCGCCUCGCCGAAGCGCAUCGAUUUCAUUCCGGUGUCACCAGCGCCGUCACCCACCCGGGGAAUUGGGAAGCAGUGUUUUUCACCAUCCUUGCAAAGUUUUGUGAGUAGCAAUGGAUUGCCUCCAAGUCCUAUUCCCAGUCCAACGACCCGAUUUACUACCCGGAGAAGCCAGAGUCCCAUUAAUUGCAUUAGACCAAGUGUUCUUGGACCAUUGAAAAGAAAAUGUGAAAUGGAAACUGAAUAUCAGCCAAAGAGAUUUUUCCAGGGCAUCACCAACAUGCUUUCUUCUGACGUUGCACAGCUGUCAGAUCCUGGUGUGUGUGUAUCUUCAGAUACCCUUGAUGGAAACAGCAGCAGUGCCGGAUCUUCUUGUAACUCACCAGCGAAAGUCAGCACUACCACCGACUCUCCUGUGUCGCCUGCCCAAGCGGCCUCUCCAUUUAUUCCAGUAGAUGAACUUUCGUCUAAGUGAUUUCGCCCACCCAUCCUGUGACUCUGUUGCUUUUGCAAUGGAGAGAAAAAUCAAGUUGGAGCAAGCACUGAACUUUGUCGAUUAAUUUGAGGCUAUUUCCUAUUUUACCCUUUUCCUUUUUUGGAAUUUCCUGAAAUGUUGUUGUUGUAGAGAACUUUUAUGUCAGGUUCCUGCGGAUGCCCUUGAAUUCAGUGUAGUAAUAUUUUCAGACAUUUUCCCAAUAAGUGUGUUAAAGCAUACAUCUUUACGCUGCUAAUGUGUCUAAAUACAUAUGUUAUCCCUUGAUUUUUUAAAAUAAUUGAGAGCUCUAUUUAUUUAUGGGAUUAUUAAGUUCUGAUGCAAAUAUAAAUGUUGAAUUAAUCAGCAUAGUAAACUGAUGUUUUAAAAUUCCAUACUUCAUGCCCACACUAAUUUUUAAUGUUAUCAGUGAUUGCUAAUUUCUAUUUGAUAAAGAACAAUAACCUAUUUACAGCCAUUUUUAAAAUAUGUUAGUUAUAACAUAUCAAUCCAGUAGUUGGCUAUUUUACCCAGGAGUUCUUGGAUGUUUAAUUUUCUGGGUACAGAAGUGGAUGGGAGGGGAAAAGAUAACAGAAUAUAAAAGUUUGCAACAAAUCUUUUAAAAUUAAAUAUAUAAAAGUAAACGUAUUUAAGGAAAACAUUUUCUAAUGAAAUUUUAAUAGUAAUUCUAAUAAGUUGUACAAAUAUAACUACUAUACAGACAAUGAAAAAUUUUUUUUUUUUUUUUUUUUUUUUUUUACCAGAAAGUGCAUUCUCUUGGGUAUAAUCAGAAAUUGAAAUGGGACAGUGCCUUGCAGUCUUAGCCCACUGUACAUAGGCUGAGGCCAGGUUCUUUCUACCACUGCAAACUUAAAAGUUUUUCAAAUGUAGAAAAUGUGUGGAAAGCCCUGUUGAACACAGCAGAGCACCCAGGCAGAUGAAACUCUCUCAAUCGUUGAUAUGCUUUAAAAUAUCCAAUCGUGCCUCAGUGAGAAUCCUUGCCAACGAGGAGCCAGAGCGACUUUUGGCUACUUUUCUGCUCUGCCCAUCUGUCACCUUCCUGGUUUUCCCUGGCUCAGGAAGGAAGCAGCUGUUUCCUUGCCAACAGAUCCUUCCUCUCCACCUCCCACCAAACUAGGGCAUCAUCAGUUAGACCAAGGUACAGUGUGACUCGGAUUUCUGACGGUGAGCAACAACAGGACUGUGGAAUUGUUUCAGGAACCUCUGGUUAAAGCUACAGCUGGAGUUGACUGCCUUGAGGAUGUCAGUUAAUUAAGGGUCAAUGACUUGCAAGAGAAAAAUCAGUGGAGAGUCAAAUAGAUAAAUCGUUAUUUAACUUAGGUUUUGUUAAAGGUAGAAUUGUGAAAUGUUCUUUUCUUUGCCUUUUACAAUUAAGACAAAAUAUGACAAUAUUUAAUAACAAAAGUUUUUUUUUAUAUUAUACUUCCUAUAUCUUCCUUAACUUGAUAGAUAGAAAGAAUGGCAGACAAAAGGGGAAGGGAAAAAAAAAUAAAAGACUGAAAGAGAGAGCAAGACAAAGCUCUGGCUUACUUUUUUAAGUUAUAUAUUGCCUACAGAGAGUUUAACAAUUAUGUGGAAUUUUUACAACUGAGAAUAAAUGGAACUGGUCAACUUUUGACAGUUGCCUCAAGAAUUCAGUAAAAUUACGUCAAGGGUAAGAUCUUAUCCACAGGCUUAAAAUUCUCUAUUCUGGGUAAUAGUGUUCGUGUGCUCUAGGCCUGACCUUGUUCCUCAAAUUCAAAGCUAUGUAUCCAUCUUCCUGUUGGGCACCUUGACUUGCUUCCAGAGGUGCUUUAACCUCAGCAUCUCCAAAACAAAAUUUCUUAGCUUUUCAUUUAACCUGUUCUUAAAUUACCUAAAUUGAUGUCAUCACUAUCUAAUUUCCUAAACUAGAAGCCAUGGGAAGCAUCUUUGACUUUCCCUUUUCCCUCUCUGUUGCAUUCAGUUUAAUCACCAGCUCCUGUCUUCUGAAAUGAAUCUCAGCUCUCUCCCCUUUACUACGUCAGUUGCCCCUGAUCUAGCUUAAGUUCUGGCUUAAGUGAUCUACCAGCCUAUUUUCUUACAUCCAUCUUGGCCCAGUCUUCACACUGCCUCUAAAGUGAUUUUUCUAAAAUAUAAACUUGAUUUUUUUACCCUCCUGCUUAAAGCUUUAUGUGCUUCCCUAUUUCUUACAAUUCAGGGAAUGCUUUCUUUAGCCUGGCAUUUAAUAAGUUCCUUCGUGAAGUAGCCAUUCUCUAACCCAGCUUUAAUCCUCUGCUCAUCCUGUUCCAGUACACAUCCUUCUUGCUCUGCAAACACUGGACUACUUGAUAUUCUUUAAAUAUACCAUGUACUGUCAUAUGUUUGUACCUUUGUAUAGACUGUUCCCUCUCCCUAAAAUGCCAUUACUAUGCUUUUCAGCCAGGCAAAUGAUUUCUUUUUAUUGCAUGUGAAUUUACCUAUGAAAUAAUGUAUACCUGCUAAUUAUAAAUAUGUUUAAACAAUGCAGAUAUCUAUGUAGAAAAAAAUCAGUCUGCCUUUUACUGUGUAAAAUUCGUCUUCUUUUCCUAUGGGUAAUUUCUGUUAAUAAUUUGGUAUAUAUUGUAUAAGUGGUGUUACUCCGCAUUUCAAUGUAUAUAUGUAUAUAAAUUCAGGAAAC